Messenger RNA from Acaulospora morrowiae, 579 nucleotides. NCBI's taxonomy places the organism in Eukaryota, Fungi, Glomeromycota, Glomeromycetes, Diversisporales, Acaulosporaceae. The record is from the annotation of a GenBank genome assembly.
AUGCACCAAAUCACUGAUCAGGCAGUAAGUCUAAACAAAGAGAUAACUCAAUAUUACGGGAAAUGGCCAUUUUAUUGUCUUUGGGAAAUUCAGGAAUCUACUAGCAUACUAUUUAGUAUUUUAAAUGUUGGAUAUGGUCUUUUGUAUAUCAUAUGCGUAACUUCCCCACGAGCGAAGAUGCGAAACACUAAAUAUACGACCAUAUGGACAUUGAUCUGUUUAUUGGCUUUCUCUGCACAUGUUUCAUACCUACACUUCUUCAAAUUUGACUACGAAUACAACAUUAUCGCCAAUAUUGGCAUCAGCUUGCUGAACAAUCUCAUCUGGGUUGGGUGGUCACUAACACAUUGGCAUAGAAGACCGGACGAUUAUUGGAAGCCUCUUGUGAUAGUUGCUUUAAUUAUAAUUACCACUUCAUUGGAAGUAUUUGAUUUCCCUUCUUGGUGGCGAAUCUUUGAUGCAUAUUCUUUGUGGCACGCUAGCACUAUCUAUAUAAUUGCUUCUUGGUACAAGUUCAUACUGGAGGAUGCAAGGAUCGAGAGUUUUCGUAAAAAUAAAGGAAAGAAGAUUGACAAGUAA